Molecule: messenger RNA, 12549 nt
Organism: Paramecium tetraurelia
Lineage: Eukaryota; Ciliophora; Oligohymenophorea; Peniculida; Parameciidae
Exons: 3
Biological process (GO): microtubule-based movement
Cellular component (GO): dynein complex
Molecular function (GO): minus-end-directed microtubule motor activity; dynein light intermediate chain binding; dynein intermediate chain binding
Source: RefSeq, a predicted model, not a curated record
AUGUCAAAUCUAAUAGCCUCUCCUUCAAAGAAGGCUUAAUUUAAAUUUAGCAAGGAGCGAUUCCAAUAUAGAAGCCUCUAUAAACAAGAGAUGCCGAUAGAGGAAGAUUAUGAUCCAAAUGCUAAUCAAAAAGUGGCUCUGAGUAAGGAAGAAUAUUUCAUUCAGAAAAGAGAUGAGAAUAACUCAAUUGAUUUGCAGCAACUGCUAUUAAGCAAAGGAGUUGAUUUUAAUGACCCGACUUAACACUUAAGAUAGCUUCCGUUACAAAUACAUGAUGAUGUCGGAUUGGAGCAGGUGUUUGUGGAUGACCGAAUAGAGUUUGAGAAUGUUUUAUUUGAUGAGUAGCCUUACGAAGUAACAGCUAAAAUUGUCAUUUGUAAUGGAAACGAUGUGACAUUUGAAAGAGGGUAGGUGAUUGGAUACGAUGAAGCAAAGAGGAAAUUCAAAUGUGUAAUGCCCUCUUUGGGGAAACGCCUGAUACCAAGAGUCUAUUUGUGUUUCGAUCACGAGAAUCAUAACAAGUGGGCUGAUCGAUUUGCCUACGCCUGGUACCACAGAAUAGUUGCUCAUUCCCUUCUCAAGAAGAGUGCCUUCAUCCAAUGUAUGCCCAGAGAUCAUUUGCCAGAUAUGCCCAAUGAAUAGAAAAAGAAAAUCGAAGACUUAAUAAGGAAGAACAAGAAACUUGAGUUCAGUGAAAUAAGUGCCUUAAUGAUGGAUGCUGCCAUUGAUUAUUAACUGUUAAUGAAUAGAAUUCUGUUCGAUUAUCAUUUGACAGCCAAUCCAACAGAUCUUGUGCCUCAUGGAUUGGUGCUCCCUGAAGUUCCCCCCAAAAAGGACCCAAAUUACUAUGGAAUGUUAGCAUUGGAAGCAAAAAAAGGGGCGAAGGAAAUUUACAUGUGGACACCUCAUGAAGUGUUCUUUAAUGAGCCUAAGAGCUUCACAGAGAUAUUCAAAGAGUUCUUGUUGAACAGUAUCAUGGCUAGUCCUGAAUCAGUGAAAUGUUUACAAUUGAUCACUGAAAAGUGCAAUCAAUUACAGGAAUUGGAGUUCUUUUACAUCAAUGGAUAAAGUCAAUCUCCUUAUAAGUUGGAGGAAUUCAAAUAAAAUAAUGAUUCAUAAUUGGUUACAUCUAUGAGCAAAUUGAGGAAGGAUUUUAUGGAAGAUGUUGAGAAGAUCAUCAUUAAGUAAUUUGGAGACAAGGAAUAACAACAGAAAGAAAAAGAUAAAGAGAAAGAUAAGGAUAAGGAGAAAGAAAAGGAGAAAGAGAAAGAAAAGGAGAAAGAGAAGGAAAAGGAGAAAGAAAAAGAAAAAGAUAAUAAAGAAAAGGAAGACAAAGAAAAACCCAAGGACAAGGAAAAAGAGAAAGAGGUUGAGAAAGAUAAAUACAAAUCUUGGUACACCCAAUAUAAAUGGUUCAAUUUAAAAGAAACAGAUAGAAAUAAUUAUGAGAAAGGAAGACUCAAGAAAUUUUUUGCUUGUGUUAGAUUGAUGAUUCAAGAUGCUAUCUUAAAUUUAUCACAAAAGUCAUUCAACAAUUAUGACAAGUAUAUUAGAAGUUACAUACCUAAUAAUGUUAUUAUCAAUGGACCUGAUGAUGUAAUAAAUGAGUUUGCAGAUGGGUUGGUUUUAAGUCAGAAAAAUCCAGACAGCUUCUAUGAUCCAAGAGCUGUGAAACCCUUAUUUACAAUUGAAUUGCUCAAGGCAAUCAAUGAGGAUAACUUCUGUUACUCUACAAUGAUCAGAAAUUAUGCAACUACAAUUUUGAUUAUCUUUAAUAAGGCUUUGGAGGAUUUAGCCAAGAUUCCUGAUUUAGAGCCCAAAUUAAUGAAGGAGAUAUUCAAAGGAACAAGAUCAGAAAUGUAUUAUAAGGUUCCUCAGAAGUCUCAGAUCACAAAUGAUCCAUUUGGUAAUUAAGAUCCCUAUUUCUUCGAUGAAAACAUUUGGGUGAAUAAAUUGUUUGAUGCACUCAGUGAACACUUGGAUAAAUCCUUUGUGGCAUUGGAUGAGUAUUUGAAGUGCUUCUAAGUUUACAAAGAGAUCCUAAUGAUAAGACCAGAAGAAUACAUUAAGACAGUUGAUAAUGAGGAAAAACCAAAGGAGACAGAGUUGAUCAGAGAUGAAGUAUUGGAAUUGUAAAAGAAGGAAGAGAAGUUGAAAUUACAAAUACCUGACUCUAUUUAAGUUGGCUGUUUCAAGGUGAAUUGCAAAGAGAUCAGUUAAUUAUUGACAGGAAAAUAUUAAUAGUUGUACAAAUUGCUUAUAGAAGUGAUAGUGAAAAGAGCGAAAUAAUCAACAUUGGCUUUGUAUGAUGAAGUUUAGAAGGUGAAAUUGCGAUUGAAUGAACCUCCAGUUGACAUUGAAAAGCUCACAGAAAUAAAACAAUAUAUGGCUAAUCUGCCUCAAGAAUUGGAAAAGAUGAAGGAAGAUAUUGAUAAGUCUUGUGAAUUAUAUGAUUUGUUAGAGCCAUUCAAAGUGAGAUUCUAGCCUGAGGACAUUCAAAGAAGAUGGUAGGUCUAUGGUGGGCCUAAAGAAAUCCUGGAAUUAGUGGAUGUGAGAUCGUAGGCAUUAGAAAAGGAGAAGAGCAUAUUCUAAGACAAAAUGAAAUAGGAGUAGGAUUUCUUUUUAGAAUAAGUGAAAUCAUUGUAGAUAACCAUCUCAACAUUCUAUUCAUAUUAAAAUAUGGAUGAUCACGAGAGUGUUGCUUAGAGAGUUAGAGGAAUCAAUGAUUAGUUACAAAAGUUUUAAGAGAAUGCAAGGCAAUUCAAUUCAAGAGAACUGUUGUUUGAAAUGGAAUAAACUGAUUACAGUGUAAUAUAGCAAAUGGUUAAGGAGUUCAGACCAUAUUCAGAUUUGUGGUUGACUACCAAUCAAUGGUUUAAGAAUAUUGAGCAUUGGAGGAAUGACGAUUUUGAAAAGUUGGAUGCAGAUUACUGUGAAAAAUUCAUGGAGGAAGCCUACAAGACGACUGCAUUAGUGAAUAAGCAUUUUAAUGAUAAGGAUAUUCAGCCAGUUUUGAAAAUUGGUUAGAACAUCCGAUCUUACUUGGAGGAGUUUAGACCAAAGGUUCCAUUGAUGGUUGCUUUGAGGAAGCAGGGGAUGAAGGAAAGACAUUGGGAGUAGGUAUCCUAGAAGUUGGGGUAGGAAGUCAAGCCUGCUCCUGGAUUUACAUUCACUAAGGCCAUCGACAUGGGUUUGAUGAAGAUAGUUGAGGAUUGUAUGGAGAUAGGAGAAAGAGCUUAUAAGGAAUUCUAGAUUGAAACAAUGCUCAACUCUAUGAUGGCUUAAUGGGAAUAGAUCAAUUUCGAUGUAGUCGGAUAUAAGAACAUCUCCUUUAUCAUUAGAGGAUUCGAUGAUAUAGGCAAUACCCUGGAUGAACAUAUUGUCAAUACUUAGGCUAUGCUUUUCUCGCCUUUUAAAAAGCCUUUUGAAGGACUUCUGAAUGAUUGGAACAGCACUUUGAAGAAGGUCAGUGAUAUUCUUGAAGUUUGGGCUAAGGUGUAGGUGAAUUGGAUGUAUUUGCAACCCAUUUUUGACAGUCAAGACAUCAUAAAGUAAUUGCCCUUGGAAUCAAAGAGAUUCAAGGCUGUUGAUCAAAAUUGGAAGUUGAUUAUGAUUAAUUCAAAGAAUACUUUGAAUGUCUUGAAGGUUUGUUCUGCUGAAGGAUUGUUAGAGAAGUUGACAGAGGGGUAUAAUAGUUUGGAAUAAAUUCAAAAGGAAUUGAACAAUUAUUUGGAGAGAAAAAGAGAAAGAUUCGCUAGGUUUUAUUUCUUAUCCAAUGAUGACUUGUUGGAAAUAUUGUCAUAGACCAAAGAACCAACUGCAGUGCAACCACAUUUAAGAAAGGUGUUUGAGAAUGUUAAUCAAAUUGAAUUCGAUGGCAGCAAGAAGAUUCAUGCGAUGUUCUCAGCAGAAGGAGAAAAGAUCAAUUUUGUUAAAGUCAUUGAUCCAAAUCAUAAGAAUGUAGAAGACUGGAUGAAUGAUGUUGAAGACUAGAUGAAAUAGAGUGUUAGGGCUGCUUUACUUAAUUCUGUCCAUUAGUAUGUGGAAGUUCCAAGAAUCAAAUGGGUCACUAUGCAUCCAGGACAAUGUGUAUUGAAUGGAUCCUAGGUUCAUUGGACAAAGGAAGUUGAAACUGCCAUCAAGGGUUAGAAUGUUAAGACUUAUUUGGAAUUAUUAUAAGGGUAAUUGAAUAACUUAGUCGAUUUGGUGAGAACUAAAUUAACCAAGAUGCAAAUGGUUACUAUAAAUGCAUUGAUUGUUAUUGAUGUGCAUGCUAAGGAUGUUGUGGAGUUGUUGCAAAAAGAAAACGUUGAAGAUGUCUCAGCAUUCGAAUGGAUAUCAUAAUUGAGAUAUUAUUGGGAAUAGGAUAAUUGUUUUGUGAAAUGUAUUUAAACUAACUUCCCUUAUGGUUAUGAGUAUUUAGGAAACACUUUGAGAUUGGUCAUUACUCCAUUGACAGAUAAAUGUUAUAUGACAUUGAUGGGAGCAUUGAAAUUGAAUUUAGGUGGUGCACCAGCUGGUCCAGCAGGUACUGGUAAAACUGAAUCUACUAAGGAUUUAGCUAAGGCUUUGGCAAAACAAUGUGUGGUGUUUAAUUGUUCAGAUUAGAUGGAUUACAUAAUGGUAGGAAAGUUCUUUAAAGGAUUGGCAAGUGCAGGAGCAUGGGCUUGCUUUGAUGAGUUCAAUCGUAUCAACAUUGAAGUGCUAUCAGUUAUUGCACAGUAAUUGUUAAUUCUCUUUGGUAAGAAGGCUGAAGGUGCUGCAUCUGCAGACUUUGAAGGCAGUUCUAUUCGUUUAGAUCCAACCUUCUCUGUGUUUAUUACCAUGAAUCCUGGUUAUGCAGGUAGAACUGAAUUGCCUGACAAUCUUAAAGCCUUGUUCAGACCAGUGGCUAUGAUGGUUCCAGAUUACGCUUUGAUUGGAGAAAUUAUGCUUUAUUCUUUCGGAUUUAAGAAAGGUAGAGAAUUGGCUAAGAAGAUGGUUUACACAUUUAAAUUGAGUUCAGAAUAGUUGAGUUCCUAAGAUCAUUACGAUUAUGGUAUGAGAGCAGUGCGAUCUGUUAUUAAUGCUGCAGGUCUAUUGAAGGCAGCUGACCCCGAUUAAGACGAAGAUCGAUUAUUGUUGAGAGCCUUGAUGGAUGUCAAUGUGCCUAAGUUCUUGAAGGAUGAUCUGCCACUCUUUAGCAACAUUAUUAAAGAUCUAUUUCCAGGCAUUGAAAAACCAGAAGUUGACAUUGGAGAAUUGUUGGUGCAGAUAUAGGAAGCUUGCAAAUCAAUGAAUUUGCAGUGUACAGAAUCCUUCUUGGUUAAAAUCAAUUAAUUGUACGAUACAAUCCAAGUUAGACAUGGAUUAAUGUUGGUGGGACCAACAGGGGGAGGCAAAACCAGUAAUUACAAUGUAUUGGCUCGUGCCCUCUCAGCACUCUAAACCACCUUGUAUUAUAAGGUGCACACUCACAUCUUGAAUCCCAAGUCCAUUACCAUGGGACAGUUGUAUGGUCAAUUCAAUGAAUAAACAAGAGAAUGGAAUGAUGGUAUAUUAGCCUAUACAGUAAGAGAAGUUUGUAGAGAUCAAACAUCUGAAAGACACUGGAUUAUGUUCGAUGGCCCUGUUGAUGCUAUUUGGAUCGAAUCUAUGAAUACAGUCUUGGAUGACAAUAAGAAAUUAUGCUUGAAUUCAGGAUAGAUCUUGACCUUGACUCCUUACAUGACUAUGAUGUUUGAGGUUGAGGAUUUGGCUGUUGCAUCCCCUGCCACUGUUAGUAGAUGUGGUAUGGUUUACAUGGAGCCUGUCUCUUUGGGUUUACAGCCAUUAAUUAAAUCUUGGUUAAAUACCUUACCCCCACAUUGCAGAGAUAGACCUAAAAUAGUAACACAAUUAAGCAUGUUGUUUGAGCAAUAUUUAGAACCCACUUUAGAAUAUAUGAGGAGAAAUCUUAAAGAAGUAGUUGGUACUUUUAAUAAUAAUCUCACUUAAUCACUAUGUAGAUUACUUAAUUGUUAUUUACAUCAAUAUAAGGAUACAGAAAUUAAAAAGGUACCUAAAGAAGAUAUCGACAAUUUAGAAUAACAAAUUGAACCUAUAUUUGCUUUUUGUUUGACUUGGAGUUUGUGUUGCACUGUAGAUUAAGAUGGCAGAGAGAAGAUCAACAAUUAUAUUAAAGAGUAGUUUAGUAAAUCAAAGGCUACUUUCCCAUAAGAAGGAUCUAUUUUUGAUUAUCUCUUCAAUGAGCGUACCAAACAAUGGACACAUUGGGAUGACCAAUUCAAAUCCUAUGAAGUUGAUCCUAAAUUAUCUUACUCUGAAAUUCUGAUUCCCACCACUGACUCAACUAGAAACAUGCAUCUAAUGAAAACUCUCUUAUCCAACAUGUAUCACUGUCUAUUCCCAGGUCCCACAGGAACUGGAAAAACCGUUAAUGCUAUGAAUUUGUUGAUCUAAAGGAUGGGUGAAGACUAUCAAUAUAUGUCUUUGUCAUUCUCAGCAUAGACCAGUGCCAAUUAGACUUAAGACACAAUUGAUUCAAAGUUGACAAAGAGAAGAAAAGGGUAUUAUGGUCCUCCUCCUCCUAAGAAAUGCAUUAUUUUUGUGGAUGAUCUGAAUAUGCCUAAGAAAGAGGAAUAUGGAGCAUAACCCCCAAUUGAACUAUUGAGAUAAUACAUGGAUCACAAAGGUUGGUAUAAUAGAAAGGAAUUAUUCUUUAUGAAUUUGUAAGACAUAAUUUUAUUGUCAGCAAUGGGACCUCCUGGAGGUGGUAGAAGUGCUAUUACAAAUAGAUUGAUGAGACAUUACAACAUCAUUGCAUACACAGAAUUGGGUUAAUUAACAAUCAAAUAGAUAUUUGGAACCCUUGUGAGUUCAUUUUUGAGAAGAUUCAGUGAAGACAUAAGAAAUUAAAUUGGUAAUUUGGUAGACACAGUACUAUAAGUGUAUGAAAGAGUCAAGAGAGAACUCUUACCAACUCCUAAGAAGUCUCAUUAUACUUUUAACUUAAGAGAUAUUAAUAAAGUAUUUUAAGGAAUUUGUUCAGCUUCAUAGAAAUAUUGCACAGAUGCAAAAUCUAUUAUCUAAUUGUGGUUCCAUGAGAACAUGAGAGUUUUCCAUGACAGAUUGAUCAAUACAGAAGAUAGAGAAUAUUUGAUAUCGAUUUUAGAAGAAUUAUUUUCUCGUUUUGGUUAAGAGAAAUCGAAUAUCCUCAGUUUGGAUCGUAUAAUCUUUGCAGAUUUCUAAUAAGGUAGAGAUGUGGAACCCAGACAUUACUUUUUGGUUAAUGAUUUAAAGAAGCUAUCAAAUUAGAUGUAUGAGUUCUAGUAGGAGUACAAUGCAGAUCCUUCAUUUGCAGGAUUGGGUGGUAAAAAGUCAAUGAAGUUGGUGUUAUUCUUGGAUGCAUGCGAACACAUAUGCCGUAUAAGUAGAGUACUCAGACAACCAUAAGGAAACGCACUGCUAUUGGGAGUAGGAGGUAGUGGUAGAUAAUCUCUAGCAAAGAUGGCCACAUUCAUCUCAUAUUAUAGACUGUUUUAGAUUGAGGUGAUUAAGACAUACAACAUGAGAUCAUGGAGAGAAGAUGUUAAGAAAGUACUGAUGAUGGCAGGAGUUGAGAACAAAGGAGUGUCAUUUAUUUUUGUGGAUACUUAAAUCAUCAAUGAAUAGAUGUUAGAGGAUAUGAAUUCCAUAUUGAAUUCAGGAGAUGUCACAAAUCUCUAUUAAGAUAAGGACAUGGAUGAAAUUAUUACAUCAUGUAAAGGAGAGUGUCUGAAGAGAAACUUGUAGCCAACUCCCAAUAAUAUUUUUGCUUAAUAUUUAGCAAGAGUGAAGAACAACAUCCAUUUAAUAUUAGCGAUGUCUCCAUUGAGUGAUAAAUUCCAAACUCGUCUGCGUAUGUUCCCUUCACUUGUCAAUUGCUGUACCAUAGAUUGGUUCACAGAAUGGCCUGAAGAAGCCUUGGUAGGUGUAGGAAGAGGAUAGCUGACUGAAUAUGCAACUGAGUUUGGCUUUAGUGAAUAGUUAGAGAAGAUCGUUGAAAUGUGUAAGAUAAUGCAUAAGUCAGUCGAACAAGUUUCAGUCCAAUAUCAAUAGUAAUUGCGUCGUUAUAAUUAUGUCACUCCAACAAGUUUCUUAGAAUUAAUCACAAUGUUCAAGUCAGUCAAUAAUGAGAAGAAGAAUGAACUUAAAUUUUAAAUCAACCGUCUCAAGAGUGGUCUGGAUAAACUAAUUGCUGCAAAUGAGGCAGUCUCAGAAAUGCAGAUUCAACUUAAGGAUAUGCAACCGAAAUUGGAAGAAGCUGCUAUUGAAACAGAAAAGGUCAUGGCCAGAUUGGAAGUGGACAAAAAGGAGGCUGAUGAAACUCAAAAGAUUGUGUCAGUCGAAGAGGCAGAGGCUCAAAUAGAAACCAAGAAGGCUAAUGAAAUUAAGAGAGAAGCAGAAGAAUCAGUGGCUGAGGCCAAUAGAAUCUUAGAAACUACUUUGAUUGAAGUGUAGAAAUUGAAAAAAGAACAUUUAGUAGAAGUCAAGUCAUUACCAAAUCCUCCCAGAGCUGCUAUCAUCACUCUCGGAGGUUGUGUCAUUUUGUUAUAGGAUUUCAUCAAAGAAUAAGGUGGUGAAAUACAAAUGAUGAAAGAUGAAACAGGUAUGAAGAAAGUCGAAGAUUAUUUCAGCACAGCCAAGAAGUACUUACUUAAUGAUACAAAAUAACUCUUAGAUUAAUUAUUGGAUUACAAGAGAGACAAUAUUAAUCAAGCCUACAUCAGAAAACUGGAACAGAAGAUUAUUGGUGAUCCAGAUUUCAAACUAGAAAGAGCUAAUAUUUGCAGUUUAGCCAUCAAAUAUAUGUACAGUUGGUGCCAAGCCAUGUAUGAUUACAAUAAGAUCUUCUUGUAAACUCAACCAUUGAGAGAUAAAUUAGCAGAAGCUCAGAAGAUUGUGGAUUAGAAACAAGCCUUACUUAGAGUGAAAAAGGAGCAAUUAGAUGCAGUCAAUGCGAAAAUCAAGAGGUUGUAGGAGGAAUUCGAUGAAAAAGUCAAACUUAAGGAAGAUCUAUCAAAAAAGAUCUAAGAAUGUGAAAUUAAAUUAGUCAGAGCCUAAAAAUUGACUAGUGGAUUAUCAGAUGAAAAAACUAGAUGGACAGCCGAUGUUGAUAAACUCUAAUUAUAGGAACCUCUGAUUCCUGGUAAUUCCUUGUUGUCUGCUGCUAUGCUUGCUUAUGCAGGACCAUUUGUCUCUAGUUAUAGACAAGGGUUAGAGAAUAAGUGGAGAAAGAACCUAAUCGAAUUGGCCAUCAAACAUACUGAACAUAUCUCCAUGGUUCAAUUUUUGGGAGUACCUGUUAAAAUAUAAUCUUGGAAUAUUGCAGGAUUACCUAAGGAUGAUACAUCCAUUGAAAAUGGUAUCAUUAUUGAUAAGAGCAGAAGAUAUCCUCUGAUGAUUGAUCCUUAAAAUUAGGCCAAUAAGUUCAUUAAGAAUAUGGGUAAGGAACAUGCUGAGGGUAUUGAAGUGUUGAAGGUGAACGACCCCAAUCUUAUGAGAACUCUUGAAUUGGCUGUCUAAUUUGGUAAAUAGGUGUUGAUUGAAAAUGUGGGAAAGGACUUGGAUCCUUCUUUCGAUCCCAUUCUCUUAUAACAAAUUGUUAAAAGUGGAUCAUCUCUCACUAUUACUUUGGGCGAAAAGACAUUAUCAUUUAAUGACAAAUUUAAAUUCUUCCUCACCACUACCAUACCGAAUCCUCAUUAUCCUCCUGAGACCUUUGUCAAGGUUACUAUUAUCAAUUUCGCUAUUACUCCAAGUGGAUUGGAAGAUCAGAUGUUAGCAUUGAUCGUGGCUCUUGAAAACCCUUAAUUGGAAGCUAAUAAAGUGUAAAUUGUGAGAAAGAAUGCUGAGGAUAAGAAACAAUUAUUAUUAAUCGAAGAUGACAUUCUCAAAUCACUUUCAGAAGGUGCCAACGAUAUCAAUGAAGUAUUAAUGGAUGAGACUCUAAUUAAUAAAUUGUAAAACAGUAAGAAAUUCGCAGCAGAAAUCAAUUAGAGAGUGGCUGAUUCUAAGAUUACUGAGGAGUAAAUCGAUCAAGCAAGAGAGGGUUACAGACCAGUUGCCUUUAGAGCAUCAUAAUUGUUCUUUUGCAUUGUGGAUUUGUCAGGAAUCGACCCAAUGUAUCAAUACUCAUUACAAUGGUUUAUGAAUUUAUUCUCAAUGGGAGUUGAGAAUGCUCCAGCAGCCAAAGAACACGAAGUUAGAUUGACAAAUCUGAAUGAUUAUUUCACUUUCAGUUUGUAUGAGAAUGUGUGUAGAUCACUCUUUGAGAAACACAAGUUACUCUUCUCUUUGAUGUUAACCAUAAAGAUUCUCUAAGGAUAUAAGUAACUGAAUGAAGAGGAGUGGAGAUACCUAUUGACAGGACCGAUGGGUGAUAUCAAAAUAAAGUAGAAUCCAACUAAAUGGAUAGCUGAAAACACUUGGCCAGACAUGUACAGACAGGUUUAUGGAAUGUCCUAAUUGCCAGCCUUUAAGGGAUUUGAAGAGUUUUGGAUAACCAACACUGAAUUGUUUAAACCACAUUAUGAUUCGACUGAACCCCAUGUUAUGGAUCUACCAGGAGAGUGGAAUUCUAAAUUGGAUGAGUUCUAAAAACUGAUCUUCAUUAAGUCAUUCCGUCCAGAUAAGGUAAUUCCAUGUGUGUAGAAUUUCAUAUCCCACAAAAUUGGUAAGCAAUUCAUUGUCCCACCUCUAUUCGAUUUAGCCAAAUGCUAUAAGGAUUCCACAAUGUAGACUCCAUUGAUCUUUGUAUUGUCUGCUGGAUCAGAUCCUGUGGCAGAUUUCUUGAAGUUUGCAGAAGAGAAGGAGAUGCUUAAAAGAUACGAAUAGAUUUCAUUGGGAUAAGGUUAAGGUCCCAAAGCUGAAAAGAUGAUCAGAGCAGCCAGACAAAAAGGAGGAUGGGUUUUAUUAUAGAAUUGUCACUUGGCAGCAUCUUGGAUGAGUGAAUUGGAACGUAUCUGUGAAGAUAUCGAUGAGAGUGCAAGCAAGGAUUACAGAUUAUGGUUAACCAGUAUGCCAACUAAUUCCUUCCCAAUCUCAGUUUUAUAGAAUGGUGUAAAGAUGACUUUAGAACCACCCUCAGGAUUGAGAUCUAAUUUGUUGAGAUCUUAUGCUAGAUUAGAUGACAAUGAAUUGUAAAGUGGAUGCAAGAAACCUGAAAUAUUCAAGAAAUUGAUAUUCGGGUUCUGCUUCUUCCAUGCUAUCAUUCAGGAUAGACGUAAAUUUGGUCCCAUCGGUUGGAAUAUUGCCUACGAAUUUACUAAUGAAGACUUGAAUGUGUGCAAGAGAUAAUUGGUUAUGUUAUUGGAUGAAUACGAAGAAGUCCCCUACAAAGUGUUAAACUAUUUGGGUAGUGAAAUCAAUUAUGGUGGCAGAGUGACAGAUGAUAAAGAUGUUAGAUUGAUCAAGACUAUUUUGAGAACCUACAUUAAGAAAGAGGCAUUACUUGAUAACUUCUCCUUCUCCAAAAGUGGCACUUACUUUUCACCUCCUUCUGGGUUGUAGGCUGAUUACAUGAACUAUAUUGAGAGUCUUCCUCUGAAUCCUGCUCCAGAAGUCUUCGGAUUGCAUGAGAAUGCAGACAUCACCAAUGCCCAAAAUCAAACCAUCAUGCUUCUUGAAACCAUUCUCUCAGUUCAACCAAGAACGAGUUCAUCUGCAGGAAAGACCAGAGAAGAAUAGAUUGAGGAUCUGGCUAAUUUUGUCUAAGGAAAGACACCUCCAGUUUUCGAUUAUGAUGGCAUUUUCAUCAAAUAUCCAACUGAUUAUCAGGAGAGUAUGAAUACUGUGUUGGUUUAAGAAGUCUUGAGAUACAACAGGCUAUUAGAGGUAAUGAUUGAGUCCUUGGUUAAUGUGAAAAAGGCAUUGAAGGGAUUGGUUGUGAUGUCUGAAGACUUGGAGAAACUAUCUAAUUCUCUUUAUGAUAACCAAGUACCUAAGAUGUGGGCAGAAAAGGGAUUCCUGUCAUUGAAACCAUUGGCUUCAUGGACUUAAGACUUGAAUGACAGAGUAGCCUUCCUAUAAAAAUGGGUCGACGGAGGAACACCAGCAACAUUCUGGUUCUCAGGAUUCUUCUUCCCACAAGCAUUCAUAGCAGGUAUCACUUAGAAUUAUGCUCGUAAACAUGUCAUCGCAGUUGAUCUUGUUUCAUUUGAAUAUUAAGUCAGAGACGAUUUAGAAAUCUCUAAAAUAGUAGACAAACCCAGUGAUGGAUGUUAUGUCUAUGGUUGCUAUUUAGAAGGAUGUAAAUGGGACUCAAUAAAGCAUGUGCUAUCUGAAUCUACUCCCAAAGAAUUGUUUAGUGAUUUACCAGCUGUCUAGUUGAUACCCAAGAAGAAUAGAGUCAUUCCCAAAACUGGAAUCUAUAAUUGUCCCUUGUACAAAGUAGUAUCAAGAGCAGGUACCCUCUCGACUACAGGACAUUCAACAAACUUUGUGAUGUGGUUAGAAUUUGCUUCAGAUCAAGAAGAAGACAUUUGGAUUAAGGCAGGAGUGGCAGCUUUCCUUGCCCUCAGAUAUUGA